Messenger RNA from Chrysoperla carnea, 3546 nucleotides. RefSeq names its product E3 ubiquitin-protein ligase MARCHF6. Bases 323 to 3085 code for a protein of 920 amino acids. The transcript has 4 exons. Gene Ontology annotation, molecular function: zinc ion binding. Gene Ontology annotation, cellular component: endoplasmic reticulum membrane. Lineage: Eukaryota; Metazoa; Arthropoda; Insecta; Neuroptera; Chrysopidae. The record is from RefSeq and is a predicted model, not a curated record.
AAAGUGGAACUAGUACAUGUAAAGUCUGCCAUAUUUAUCAUCAAAAAUACGUACGAAAUAUUUUUACAUCAAAAUUUAUUUAAAAGUAAAUAAAUACAUUGCAUUGAAGAGUAAUUAUUAAAAGUGAACAUGCAAUUGAGAAUAAAAAUUAUUCGUGAGGGCAAAAUGACGCAAUAAAAACAUUUAAAAUGGAGGAAUUAGUUUCACCUAGUGACAGAUUAAUUUGGUUUUCUCUGAAUGACUUUUUGCCGUACAUUUAUAAAUAAAAAAUACAUUUCAAACUAUACAUAACACAUUUAUAUACAAAAAAAAAUAAUUAAAAAUGAUGGAUUCUGAUUUAUCUGGAGCUGACAUAUGUCGUGUAUGUAGAUCUGAAGGACUUGCGGAUCGUCCAUUGUUCCAUCCAUGUAUAUGUACAGGGAGUAUUAAAUGGAUUCAUCAAGAAUGUUUAGUACAAUGGAUGCGUUAUUCACACAAAGAAUACUGUGAAUUAUGUGGACAUAGAUUUUCAUUCACACCAAUAUAUUCACCGGAUAUGCCAAGAAGAUUACCCUUAAGAGAUGUAGCUGGUGGUUUGUUGUCGUCUGUUGCAACAGCUGUUAAAUAUUGGUUACAUUAUACAUUAGUUGCAUUAGCUUGGCUUGGAAUUGUUCCAUUGAUGGCAUGUAGAACUUAUCGUUGUUUAUUCACUGGAACUUUGGAUGCUUUCUUAACAUUACCUUUACAUAUAAUAUCCCCGGAUAACGUUGCAUCCGAUGUUUUCCAUGGAUGUUUCGUAGUCACUUGUACACUAUUUGCUUUUAUUGGUCUUGUUUGGUUACGAGAACAAAUAUUACAUGGUGGUGGUCCAGACUGGUUAGAACGAGAGAAUGCUCCACCGGGUGGAAAUGUUGAAAAUAACCAAGAUAAUGGAAUUAUUGGUGAUAAUAAUAAUGUUAUUAAUGAUAAUAAUGCAAAUGAGAACGAUGCAAAUAUCGAAGCUGAUCAAGUUCCAAAUGAAGUUGUUCCACCUGCAGAAAAUCCUAAUGAUAAUUUAUUGAUAGAAGUAAAUAUUGAUGUAUUACCAGAAGAGGAAGAAGCACCAGAAGCAGCUGGGGAUGAAGCUAACUGGAAUCCAAUGGAUUGGGAUCGUGCUGCAGAAGAUUUAACUUGGGAACGACUUUUAGGUUUAGAUGGUUCUCUUGUGUUUCUCGAACACAUAUUUUGGGUGAUUUCAUUGAAUACAGUUUUUAUCUUAAUAUUUGUAUUUUGCCCGUAUCAUAUUGGUCAUGUAGCAAUCAUUGCUAUGGGUUUAAGAGAACAAGCUACUGCAAGUAACUUUGAAGGUCUUGUUACAACGUUAUGUGGCUAUUGCAUAAUAGGACUUUGUUUAGUGACAUUACACCAUAUUGCUGGCAUUCUUGGCUUAAGAAAGUCACGAAGAAUAUUAGGUCUUGGUUAUGUCGUUGUCAAAGUAUCAUUGUUAUCAGUUGUGGAAAUUGGAGUGUUGCCAUUAAUUUGUGGAUGGUGGUUGGAUAUAUGUUCAUUGGCCAUGUUUGAUGCAACAUUAAAGGAUCGAGAGACUAGUUUUCGACUAGCACCGGGCACAUCAAUGUUUUUACAUUGGCUGGUUGGAAUGGUUUAUGUUUACUAUUUUGCAUCGUUUAUUUUAUUAUUACGCGAAGUUUUAAGACCUGGGGUUUUAUGGUUUUUAAGAAAUUUAAAUGAUCCUGACUUCAGUCCUAUUCAGGAAAUGAUACAUUUACCAAUAAUACGACAUAUUCGUCGUUUAUUGGCAUCUUCAGUUGUAUUUGGUACAGCCGUAUUAUUAAUGUUAUGGUUACCUGUUCGAAUAUUACGUGCAGUAUGGCCAACAUUUUUGCCAUAUACAGUAGCACUGCAUACCGAGACACAAGUUCAUGAAUUAUCUUUAGAAUUAUUACUUUUACAGAGUUUUUUUCAGGUCAUCCUACCAGCUCUGUUAGAACAAUCACAUACAAGACAAUGGUUGAAAAGUAUUAUAAGAACUUGGUGUCGAGCAGUUGCUUGGGCAUUAGACCUUUAUUCAUAUUUACUUGGUGAUGAUAAUUCAACGACUGUUCCACCACCUGCCCCAGCUCCCCCAGAACAUGCCGCUCCUGGAGGUGGUGGCUUGGGAGCUGCUCAUCAAGCAUUAUUACAACGUGAAAGUCCAACUGGUUUCCAACCAUAUAAUCGACCUAAAUUUCUUGCUCUCCGACUUAUUAUACUUUUAGCAAUUGUUUGUGUAUCAUUAAUUACAUCUAGUUUAAUAGCAUUAACUUUACCUGUGUGGCUCGGUAGACGAGCUAUGGAAUUAUGGCUAACAGGUGCCCCACCACCAUCUCCUCAACCACCAACUCCUGGCAAAGUCCAUGAAUUGUAUACAGCUGCAUGUGGCACCUAUUUAUGUUGGCUUGCAUGCCGUGGUUUACAUAUCGUUGCCAGUUGGUUACCACAAGGUCGGGCAGCAAUGAUUGCCCGUAUCAAACAUUGGUUUAUUCUUGGUGCACGCUCGUUUGCAGCAUGUAUUUUAUUAUUAGGUGUAAUUCCAUUAUUAUUUGGCUUACUUUUAGAAUUGGUUGUUGUAGUCCCAUUACGAGUACCUUUACAUCAAACACCUGUAUGUUUUAUAUGGCAAGAUUGGGCAUUAGGUGUGUUAUACACAAAAAUAGCUUGUGCAAUUACAAUGAUGGGUCCCGAUUGGAAGCUACGUACAGCUAUUGAGCGUGCAUAUCGUGAUGGUUUACGUGACAUGGAUUUAAUAUUUAUAACACGUGAACUAGCAGCACCAGUCAUCAUAUGUUUUGGUCUUGCAUUAGCUGUUCCCUAUGUGAUUGCACACUCAAUAGUACCAUUAAUUGUAACCAAUGCACAAUUACAAAUAUUAAUUGUGCGUAGAUUAUACCCAUUUUUAUUGUUAAUUGCAAUGUUAAGUGGUGUUGUUACUUUACAAAUUAGACAAUUUAAAAAAUUAUAUGAACAUAUUAAAAAUGAUAAGUACUUGGUUGGACAACGACUUGUCAACUAUGAUCAUCGCAGAAAUAGAUCUCAUACAACAACUAAUUCUUCAUUAACCACACGCUAAUUUUAAUCAAAUAUUUUAAAAUGAUUACUCAUGAUGAUUGAAUUCCUCCCUCUCCUGUCCCAGUCCUACACAUGGGUAUAUAAAAAAAAUUACUACUUUGUAUUAUAUAUAUAUCGUUAUUGUAAUUACGGUGUUUGUUAAUAUUUGUAUAUGUUAUAUUAGUCAUUACAAAUGUUUUUUUUUCUUUUGUAUUUGUUUUGUUGUCUCAUCAAUUUUUUCAGAGUCCCUUUACAUUGAAAAAUUUGCUUGCAACAAUAGUAUUUAACCCGAUAAAUAGAUUGAGAUUCUGCUUCGGAUUCCACUGACAUAAAUUAUUGGAAUUAUUUCAAGAAAAAUUUCUGUCUUACUCCGAUAAUUCUGAUUCUUGUUCACUUCGAAAACUAACGAUUUGAAAUUUUAUUUUAAAUAGCUAUGGGUCGCUUUACGUUGAUUUUGAAACGGACUUUAAAACGAGUCGUGAA